Messenger RNA from Suillus paluster, 2940 nucleotides. Its product is annotated as muts domain V-domain-containing protein. Bases 63 to 2720 code for a protein of 885 amino acids. Gene Ontology annotation, molecular function: ATP-dependent DNA damage sensor activity; mismatched DNA binding; ATP binding. Gene Ontology annotation, cellular component: nucleus. The transcript is spliced from 25 exons. Gene Ontology annotation, biological process: reciprocal meiotic recombination; mismatch repair. Lineage: Eukaryota; Fungi; Basidiomycota; Agaricomycetes; Boletales; Suillaceae. The record is from RefSeq and is a predicted model, not a curated record.
ACCUUUGAUAAGUACUAACCAUUGAAUCACAGAGCACUAAGUAAAUAUUUCAGCAACCAGCCAUGAAUACUGCACGUUCUUAUGAACCCUUAUCAACGCGUCCUGGAACUGGGCAGUCGCGUCCUUAUACACGGCAGUCGCGUCCAACCAGUACAUCCCGACCGUGGACUGCCCAGUCACGUCCUGGGACGGCGCGUCCCCAAACCGCCGCUUCCACUAUGCACGAUGCCAGUUAUAUUAUCGCCCUCAUCGAAAGUCGAGGCAUCGCUCACGAAGUGGGUAUGGCCGCUCUUGAUAAAGAUACGGGUAGAGUCAUGCUCAUUCAGCUCUCGGACUGUUCCACGUAUGUUAAGACGCUACACCAGAUGCAUGUGCAUCCGCCAUCUGUGAUACUCGUGCCCGAUACAUUUAUAUCCUCAACGAACGCAAGCCUCACUUCGUCUGCAUCUGCCAAGCGAGGACCUUCAUCGUCAUCGCUGUCGGUACAGUUCAUCAGGGAGGAGUUUCCUCAAGUCCCCAUUGAACCGGUACCAAGAAAAUACUGGAAUGAUAGCGCUGGCUAUCAGUUUAUCGCUCAGUUCUGUGUUGAAGACGAUGAGCGUGCGGCCACACUGGUUUCAGUCACAGACAAAUACUAUACACUCUCGGCCGCAUGCGCUCUCUUCAAAUUUGUGGAAACACGCCUCAACACCCGCUUUUCUGCGUGUUCCCUUCGUAUACGUUACAUUCCUGUUGAGGGCACGAUGAUGAUAGACCCUGAGACUGUUAGGAAUCUGGAACUGAUCAACAAUCAGACCCGCAAGAAAUCCACCCAUUCUCUCUUUGGGGUCCUUAACCACACUUACACUGCAAUGGCCACACGACUUCUGCGAACGAAUAUACUGGCACCCCUGAUAGCCCAAAACGCUUUGGAUGCCCGCCUAGACGCUGUGGAAGAGCUAAUUCACAGCGAAGAUAAAUUUACGGAGAUCAAGGAUGCCUUGAAAACCUUGAACAAGAUGGACUUUGACAAACUCAUCUCAUCGCUUGGGUUUUCUGAAGUUCGGCCAACAACAACAGCAAAAGGAGCUUUCUCCCGCGUCUCGCAGAUGCUCAACUUGCGCACUGCCGUCCGAAGCCUUCCAUUUUUGCAGACAGCUUUGAGUGGAUGCAAGUCUCAGCUGCUGCUGGUAAUAUACGACAUACUGUCUGACGAACGACUGACCAAGAUCGAGGAGCUCGUCGCAGAAAACCUUAAUGAUGAUGCAGGAUCAGUCAAGGGAGGGAUUGGUGCGAUCAAUGCAAGGGUAUUCGCAGUUAAGGCCAACCGCAAUCGUCUCUUGGAUGUUGCUCGCGAAACUUUCAAAGAAAAUGUCACAGACAUAUACCAGCUCAACCACACCCUAAGCGAACAACAUUCCCUGCAGCUUAGCCUCGUUUACCAAGAUAGUGGCUUCGUGUUCACUAUCAAGAAGGAUGAACUCGAGGACGAGCUGCCGAAGGGAUUCAUCAACGUUUCUGCGCAAAAGGGUCGUUGGUUGUUCUCGAGCAUAGAUCUAAAAAAAAUGAACGCUCGAAUGAAAGACUCGUUGGAGGAGACGCUGGUCCUAAGCGACAGGAUUAUCCAGGAUGUGGUAGGCGAGAUUGUAGCGUUUUCGGGAGUGCUAUACUCUGCGUCGGAAGCGGUUGCAACCAUUGACUUGUUAUGGUCUUUUGCUCAUGUCUCCAUCAUGCGAAGAUAUGGUAGAGUACAUACUCCUUUCUUUCCGACGCCACCAACUCUUGUGUUAGUGCGUCCCGAGUUCACCGAUACCUUGGCGAUCAAGAGUGGUCGUCAUCCAGUUCUUGAGACUGUUCAAGCUGCUGGAAUGGUUGUUUCAAAUGAUAUUUAUUGCAGCGACGCCGCCCACUUUCACAUUGUUCAGGGACCAAACAUGUCAGGUAAAAGCACAUAUCUGCGUCAAACGGGCCUUCUCACUGUGAUGGCGAUGGUCGGUUGUUUUGUCCCUGCUGCCUAUGCAAGCUUUCGCCUGCAUGACUCUUUACUUACUCGGCUCUCCAAUGACGACGAUAUGGAGAAGAGCCUCAGCACGUUUGCAAAUGAAAUGACUUCCUCUGCUAUGAUUAUAGGAAUUGCGACUUCGAAAACACUGGUACUUAUCGACGAGCUGGGUCGAGGAACUGCCCCUAUUGAGGGUCUUGGUAUCGCACAUGCUAUUGCAGAGGAACUCAUCAGAUUGAAAUGUUUUGUUCUCUUUGCUACUCAUUUUCACGAGUUAUCGACCACCCUUUCUCGUCAGCCUACCGUGGUGAAUUUGCAUCUGUCUGUUCAGCGUUCGCUUCCAUCGGCCUCUAACUUCGGCUUGACAUUUCAGUACAAGAUACUUGACGGAGUCCCAGAGAAUAUAGGCCACUAUGGACUGGAACUAGCCAAGUUAGCUGACCUCCCCGACGACGUGGUCUCGGAAGCGAGACGAGUGUCUGAGAUCAUUACUGAAAAAAACCUGCGUUGCGAGGAGGAAAGUAGCAUAAACAUCUUGACCAUCCGCCGGCGUGCACUUCUGAAGGUAUCGUCAAUCACCUUCCUGAAUACUCCUAGUCCUGAAUGUUGGCUAUAUCCUCAGCUUCAUUCACAGUUGAACCAGGCGUUGGACCAUUCUGCGCUUCCUGAGGAGGAACUAGUCGGAUAUCUGGCACGGCUGCAGAGAGAUUUCAUGAAGACUCUGAAAGACACCCUUUGAUGUUCGCUGCAAAACGGAUUCGGGACGGUGCUUGACUCAGCAAUAUACGAAGGUGACGUUGCGGACUCCUUACCUGCUUGCUUAAGCUUGAAGAGACGAAACGAGAAGUGCCAGGCGCCAUUCAAACAUCCAUUUUCUCAUGUCCCCUGCAGGCACUCUCGAUAUGUUGAACGAUUCUCAUGUUCUUACCAGUUGCUUCUAAAAUGUUUUUGACACCGAA